Molecule: messenger RNA, 951 nt
Organism: Alternaria arbusti
Lineage: Eukaryota; Fungi; Ascomycota; Dothideomycetes; Pleosporales; Pleosporaceae
Exons: 2
Coding region: 1-951 (316 amino acids)
Biological process (GO): base-excision repair
Cellular component (GO): nucleus
Molecular function (GO): DNA-(apurinic or apyrimidinic site) endonuclease activity; phosphoric diester hydrolase activity; double-stranded DNA 3'-5' DNA exonuclease activity
Source: RefSeq, a predicted model, not a curated record
AUGAAUCGAGAUAUCAGUCCACCUCCCUCGAAACGACGCAAGGUCGCGACAAACACAGCGACGUCUCCCGGGCAAACGGCGCCUCCAAGCACGCCCGCAUCUCCAACGCCCCUUCCACCUCUCGACUCAAAUACAUUACGCAUUUUCUCUUGGAAUAUCGAUGGCAUUGCUCCGUUCCUAACAAAGCCAAUCACGGAAUUCUUCAUUCCCAAAUCGAAAACGGCACUCAGGGACGAUGCAAAGAACGCCCGACCAGCAGCCUCCCUAAGAGGUUUCCUGCACAGACACCAAUGGCCGUCCAUCCUCUUCCUCCAAGAAGUCAAGAUAGCCCACACAGACGAAAAAACCCAAGACGCAGUCAAAAAAGCAGUAAAAUCACCCCUACCAGAGGAAGAAGGAACUCCCCAUAAUAAGCGCCCACUAUACCACGUCCACUUCACCCUCCCCACCGACCUCCACAACGCCCGCGGCCCCAAACGCAGCGGCAAAAUCUACGGCGUAUGCAGCCUAAUCCGACGCGACCUCUAUAUCCCCUACAAAAUCGCCCUUCGCACCGUAGACUGGGACGCCGAAGGCCGCAUUUCCGUCGUAGAACUCCGCUCGAAAACCAGCACAGCCAAACUCGCCGUCUUCAACAUCUACGCCGUUAACGGAACGGAAAACGCGUAUCGAGACCCGCAGACCGGUGCGUUUAAAGGAACGAGACAUGAUCGGAAACGCGCGUUUCAUAAACUUCUGGCGAGGGAGUGCAGAGAGCUGGAGGAGCAAGGCUGGGAUGUAUUACUCGCAGGCGACAUGAACAUCGCGCCUGACGAGCGAGAUGGGUAUCCCAAACUACGCAUCUUCCCACAGGCACAUGUAGUUAACCGAGCGGAUUUCCACGAUAAGCUGCUGGGAGGCGGUGGGAAGGCGAAGGAGCCGUUUGAUGGGAGGAAGGAAAUGGGGGAGUAG